AUGAACCACUUCAUCGAAUCCCCGGAGAUCGUCAUGUUCGAAGGCAGCGAGGUUUCCUCCGCCGGCCCGAAGAGCGUGUCGGGUACGGAGAACUUGGCGCAGGUCCGACGGAGCAACGUCGUUGAUUGCGCCAAGCACAUGGGCUCAGUCAUCCACAAGAUCAACUGGAUGGCGUCCCUGGAGAUGCUGACCUCAGUAGAAGGCACCGAGUCCGUGUACUUCUGGUCGCCGUUUAUGGCUUGGGAAACAGCACGAGUUGUCACGCCUCAGUUGCCGCCAGACUUUUAUGACGAGCGGCAAAAGCCGUUGUGGACAGUUCAUGCCGUUGCCUGGGACAACGACUCUCAGGACUUGGUGGCGUUGCUUAGUAAUCGCUUUCUCAUCUUCUGGCGCCUGCGGAACCGCGACAAGGGCCAGUUCCAGCAGAAGAAAGAGUUCCGCUUCCAUGCCACGCGGCGGGAGGGGCGCAACUCCUCUGAGCACGAGAUCAGCCAGUGGAAGGUGCACCUGCGCACGCUGGACCCCAAGAACGGGGAGUUCGCCCAGGAUCCACCCAGUGGAAAGGAGCCCUCGGAAGCGGGGGCGCGGCGCGACAAGCGCGAAGAGCGCUUUGCGGCAGAAGCGGCGCAGCAGCUGGACAUCUGGUGGAGUGCCAGCAUGAAGUGCUGGGUGACGGCCGACUACAACGGAAGGCUGCUUUUGUGGGAUCUGCGAGAGCACAGCAUUGCGACGUCCAUCGCGCCCACAAAGGUGCUGCAGGCCCACAGCAAAGCCAUCACGACUUUCCUGGAGCUGAGCACCUUCAAGUUCACCACGGGCAGCCUGGACCGCUCUGUCUGCCUCUGGGAUCACCGCAACCUCUCUGGGCCGGAGGUGAAGCUGGAGGAGCACACGGGCUCCAUCCGGUCACAGGCGUAUCUGCCAUUGUUCUCCAGCCUUGUUACAGUGGGUUGCGAGAAGCGAGUUUUCGUGUGGUCCAUUGAUUCCACCGCCUACCGCGGUGUUAGGGCGAAACUCUCAGCGCACCAGUCCAACCUCCUAGGGGUGUCUGCUGGCCAGAGGGUCUUCGUGACCCUGGAUGAGGCCCUCUGA
Symbiodinium natans is the source of this 1092-nucleotide messenger RNA. The record is from the annotation of a GenBank genome assembly. NCBI's taxonomy places the organism in Eukaryota, Dinophyceae, Suessiales, Symbiodiniaceae.